AUGUUUAUCAUCAACACCCUUAUACUUGUCGCACCCAUCCUUCUAGCCAUAGCAUUCCUAACACUAGUCGAACGAAAAAUCCUAGGGUAUAUACAACUCCGAAAAGGCCCAAACAUUGUAGGACCAUACGGCCUACUACAACCCUUCGCCGAUGCAAUCAAGCUCUUCACAAAAGAACCCCUACGACCAUCCACCUCCUCUGUCUCCAUAUUCAUCAUCGCACCAAUCCUAGCUCUAACUCUAGCCCUAACAAUAUGAAUCCCCCUACCCAUACCAUACCCCCUCAUCAACAUAAACUUGGGCGUACUAUUUAUACUAGCCAUAUCUAGCCUAGCUGUAUAUUCCAUCCUAUGAUCCGGAUGAGCCUCCAACUCGAAAUAUGCAUUAAUUGGCGCCCUACGAGCAGUAGCACAAACAAUCUCAUAUGAAGUAACCCUAGCAAUCAUCCUCCUGUCCAUUCUCCUAAUAAACGGGUCCUUCACAUUAUCAACCCUCAUCACAACACAAGAAAAACUGUGACUAAUCUUCCCUUCAUGACCACUGGCCAUAAUAUGAUUCAUCUCGACCCUAGCAGAGACUAACCGAGCCCCAUUCGACCUCACAGAAGGAGAAUCCGAACUUGUAUCAGGCUUCAACGUAGAGUAUGCAGCAGGGCCAUUCGCUAUAUUCUUCAUAGCAGAAUACAUCAACAUCAUCAUAAUAAAUGCCUUCACAACAGUCCUAUUCCUAGGAACAUGCUACAACCCAUACUUACCAGAACUCUACACAAUCAACUUUACCAUCAAAACACUACUACUAACAAUAUCCUUCCUGUGAAUCCGAGCAUCCUACCCACGAUUCCGAUACGACCAACUAAUGCACCUUCUAUGAAAAAGCUUCCUACCAUUAACACUAGCCCUGUGCAUAUGACACGUAUCACUCCCCAUUAUAACAUCAAGCAUCCCCCCUCAAACAUAA
Molecule: messenger RNA, 957 nt
Organism: Hippopotamus amphibius kiboko
Lineage: Eukaryota; Metazoa; Chordata; Mammalia; Artiodactyla; Hippopotamidae
Source: the annotation of a RefSeq genome assembly